Coffea eugenioides is the source of this 498-nucleotide messenger RNA. RefSeq names its product protein PELPK1-like. Bases 24 to 437 code for a protein of 137 amino acids. The transcript has a single exon. NCBI's taxonomy places the organism in Eukaryota, Viridiplantae, Streptophyta, Magnoliopsida, Gentianales, Rubiaceae. The record is from RefSeq and is a predicted model, not a curated record.
UAUUUGCUUAAUCCCUUCCAAGGAUGGCUAGUUUCGACCGUGCAUCUCUUGUUUUCGCCAUGCUUAUUGCUGUAUCAUCCAUGAGCAGCAACUGUUUCCAAGCUGAAGCGCGUCGCCUUCUUGAUACAGGGUUGCCUGAGAUUCCUACCUUGCCAAAGCCUGAGAUACCAACACUGCCUAAACCUGAGCUGCCAACCCUGCCAAAGCCUGAGAUUCCCACGCUGCCCAAACCCGAGCUGCCAACCGUUCCAAAGCCUGAGGUUCCAGAAUUGCCAAAACCUGAGCUGCCAACCGUUCCAAAGCAUGAGAUUCCAGAAUUGCCAAAACCUGAGCUGCCAAAUGUGCCGAAGCCAGAGAUUCCAACAUUGCCUAAACCCGAGCUACCAACUUUGCCCAAGCCAGAGGUGCCUAAAAAGCCUGAGACCACCACUCCAUGAAGUCUGUUCUAGCCCAGCUGGAUACAGUAGUUAUUAUUAUUAUUAGUGUUGUUAUUAUUCA